Molecule: messenger RNA, 1226 nt
Organism: Candoia aspera
Lineage: Eukaryota; Metazoa; Chordata; Lepidosauria; Squamata; Candoiidae
Gene: MTCP1
Product: mature T cell proliferation 1
Exons: 5
Coding region: 785-1120 (111 amino acids)
Molecular function (GO): protein serine/threonine kinase activator activity
Source: RefSeq, a predicted model, not a curated record
ACUUGAAAACAGACAAAUCAUGCUCACAGGAGGCCUGCUAACCCAGAGUUUACUUUGGGUUAAGCAUGUUGCAACCAUGAUGUAUGGCUCAAUAAUGCUGCUUAAGGCAGAUCCGUCUUUUGACUCAGUUCUGCUACCAUUUCUAUUGUGAGCCUUCUUUCUUGUGUGCCAUAUCAAGCCAUAUUCAGCAGUUAAGAAGAAAAAGGGGGAAAAUGAGCUGCUGUCUCCAGAUCUGGAGGUAGUAGGCAGUGUUACAAAAAAAUUCUUCACCAGGUUGGAGUAGCACAGCUACCCCACUGGUCAUAUUUUCCUUCUGCUCCUUUGCUGUGCACAAAUAGGAAGUCUAUUAGACUUCAGCAAACGUUCUUUGUUUUCUAAGCAAAUUGCUUGCGUCAGUAUUAAUAGAAUUUGAGGGGGAUGUUGCCGUGAUACAGGCAUAGUGCUCUGAUUUGUACUGUGUGGAUAGACUUCUUGAAAGAACCCAGGUGCAGCUUGGGGAAGUGUGUGUGUGUGUUUUUUAAAGGCAUAGGCAAAAUUCUCCCCUCUGAGUCACCCUCAAAUGUAGGUCCAUGGUGAGAGGUGCCCUUUGUUGUUAGGGCACCGAGUGCUGCCAAAAUACAAGUAUGGGCACUUUUUAUUCUAAGUAACUGCUGGCUUUUUGAAUUUGCAGCAACAUGUUGACUGUGCUGGUAUCUGAGUGCAGGCCAAUCUUGCUGAAGAGACGUAAAGGCGGACGUGUAGAAAUGGGAACCAAGGGCGGGCCUUCCUAGCAAGAUAGCAGGGCAUGGCAGAAGGCGAGGAGGGUAGCGACGCCCAAGUCCCACCCGUCCGCCUCUGGGUACGACGGAUGGGCGUCUAUUGCGAUGAGAACCAGGCAACAUGGCUGGUGGCACCGGAAGAGGAAGGUGGGACGCUGAAAGCCCGGAUCAGAAGAAUCCCUGUCCCCCUGGGUGAAGCAGUGCGCCCCAGCCGCCUUCCUGCUUCUCAACUGCCCCAUAUGUGGCAGCUUUCAGAGGGGCAGCAGUACCGGGACAGUAACUCCCGCAUCUGGGGCAUUGAACACCACUUAAUGAUCAUGGGAGUGGAAGAGCUGCUGUUGAAACUCCUGACAAGCAAUUAGAUCUGGAGCUGCAACUCUAGGAUGGUGUCCUGUUUGUUUUUUAUGUGUUAACUCCUAGCACUAAAAAUGCCGCUGCCCCUGAGGCAGAGCAUGGCGAGCAGCUCUC